This is a messenger RNA of Lycium ferocissimum, 1127 nucleotides long. Its product is annotated as probable inactive receptor kinase At1g27190. The record is from RefSeq and is a predicted model, not a curated record. Gene Ontology annotation, molecular function: protein kinase activity; ATP binding. Lineage: Eukaryota; Viridiplantae; Streptophyta; Magnoliopsida; Solanales; Solanaceae. Gene Ontology annotation, biological process: protein phosphorylation.
UUCAGUUUUUGUAUGUUAACAAAUAUGUUUUCUGAACAGUUAUAUUCCUUUAGCAGAGUAAAUCAAUAAUUAUGUUGUUUUCUCAAAGUAGGCUCAUUUCACUUCAACUUACUUCUAUGUCUUUAUCUGGUUCACUAUCAUCUGAUCUUCAGUUUUGUAGUUCACUUCAAUCACUUUAUCUUUCUAGGAACUCACUUUCAGGUUCACUACCUAUUAAAAUUUGUUCUUGGUUACCUUAUGUAGUUAAUCUUGAUCUUUCUGGUAACUCUUUUACUGGUUCUAUACCACCUGAGUUUAUUAACUGCAAAUUCUUGAACACCCUUUUGCUAAAUGACAACAAACUUGCUGGAUCAAUACCAUUUGAGAUUGGCAGGUUGGGCCGGUUAAAACGGUUCGGUGUGUCAAAUAAUGGUCUUUUUGGUUCAAUUCCUGAUGAUUUAGACCGGUUCUUGAAAGAUUAUUUUGAAGGGAAUAAUGGACUUUGUGGGACCCCACUUGGAAAUAAAUGUAGUAAGUUGAGUAAUAAGAGUCUUGUUAUUAUUAUAGCUGCUGGUGUUGUUGGUGCUUUAGGAUCUUUAAUUCUUGGAUUUGAGAUUUGGAGAUGGUUUUUGGUUCAGCCAAACAAGGAAGAUAGAGAGCUUGGUGAUGGUAAAGGUAGUAGUAAUAAUAGUAGUGAUUGGGUUGAAAAGUUGAGAGCUAUUAAGCUUGUUCAGGUUACAUUGUUUCAAAAACCUAUUAACAAGAUUAAGCUUAACGAGUUAUUAGCGGCUCCUAAUUCUUUUAAUAGUGGAAAUAUUGUAAUUUCAACUAGGAAUGGUGUUUCUUAUAGAGCUAUGUUGCCUGAUGGAUCGGCAUUAGCUAUUAAAAGGCUGAAUAGUUGUAAGAAGCAAAAACAGUUUUUGUCCGAGAUGAAUCAGUUGGGGCUAAGAGAGCACCUGAAUUUAGUGCCUUUAUUAGGUUUUUGUAUAGUUGAUAUUCAAAGGCUUUUGGUGUAUAAGCAUAUGUAGAAUGGAAGUUUGUAUUCCCUUUUACAUGGUAAUCUUAGUACUGGUGUUAGGAAUUGUGAUUUCGAGCUCGUUUGGCCAGCAAGGCUUAGGAUUGCUACUGGUGCAGCUAGAGGACUUUGA